UUACAGCCUUUUAUGGUGCAAAUCACUUUUCCUUCGCUCGCAUUCAGCUAAAAGAGGCGAUCAGAGGAGGGAGAGCGGACAGUUCGAUAACUCUGACAGGAUGUGUUGUGCUGGAAAGUGUGCCCGCGUGGUGGGCCUGAUCCUGCUGCCGUCGGCCUUCAUCUGCAUGAUCUCCAACUUGCUGCUUUUCUUCCCCAAUGGGGAGAAGCUGGAAAGUGACCAGAUCACCCUGCAGGUCUGGCUCAUGGGGGGGAUCAUCGGCGGAGGCCUCUUUAUGCUGUGCCCGAGCUUCUCAGCUAUCAGGGCCGGGGGCAAAGGUUGCUGUGGGCAAGGCUGCUGUGGCAAUCGCUGCAGGAUGCUGAACUCAGUCUUUUCUUCUGUCUUUGGUCUGCUCGGGGGGAUUUACUGCACCAGUGUGGCCACGGCUGCGAUGGCGGUGGGACCUAAGUGUGAGGUUGAUGGCAAAUGGAAAUACCCCUUUGAGGACUUGGGCACGGGUAACAGCAGCUAUCUUUGGGACCAGACCAUGUGGUCAGAAUGCCAGAGGCCUGAAAACAUAGUUCUGUGGCACAUCGUGUUGUUCUCCAUACUGCUGGGGAUGGGCUUGCUGCAGCUCGUGCUCUGCGGCAUCCAGGUGAUCAACGGCUGCAUCGGAUGCAUCUGCGGCGACUGCCGGGACGACAGCGAUAAAAAAUAAAAAAGAACAUCAUGAAGCUUUGAAAGGAUCAUCGUGUCAGAGUGAAAGUGGACUAUAAAGGUGAAGCAGAGGAGAAUCCUGCAGAGAUCGUCCAUCGCCUCUGGCAAUGUGACUCUUGGUUCAAAUGUUUUGCUGAAUAACCUAUAAUAUGUUUAUUUUCUUCUAAUUUGUUUCACUUUGCAAAAGUGUCCACCCUUUUACUCCAUUUUGUACUUUUUAUUUUGCUCAUGUGUUCUGGUGGCAGAUCAUUACUGAACCCAAUAAAAACUCCACUUGUUGAAUGAAA
Messenger RNA from Xiphophorus couchianus (Monterrey platyfish), 983 nucleotides. It is a transcript of the gene tm4sf5, whose product is annotated as transmembrane 4 L six family member 5. The record is from RefSeq and is a predicted model, not a curated record. The transcript has 6 exons. Lineage: Eukaryota; Metazoa; Chordata; Actinopteri; Cyprinodontiformes; Poeciliidae. Gene Ontology annotation, cellular component: membrane. Bases 101 to 697 code for a protein of 198 amino acids.